GAGGCUGCGGCUGCCGUGACCUCGUUGACGCGCUUGCAGAUCGUUCACCGCGACCUGAAGCCCUCCAACGUGCUCGUCAACGAGGCUGGGCAGGUGGUCAAGCUGAUCGACUUCGGGCUGGCGCACGCCGGAGAUCACUCGAAGAUCGACAAGAAGAACAUCGUCGCUGCGACAGGGACGCCCGUAUACCUGCCGCCUGAAGUUCUGCGAGAAGAGCGAGUGACGCACAAGCUUGACGUCUACUCGUUCGCCAUCAUCCUCUGGGAGAUGCUCUCCCGCGAGCUGCCAUACAACGGGCUGACCUUCCAGGAGAUGGUGAGACGCUGA
Messenger RNA from Guillardia theta CCMP2712, 327 nucleotides. RefSeq lists its product as hypothetical. The transcript is spliced from 4 exons. Lineage: Eukaryota; Cryptophyceae; Pyrenomonadales; Geminigeraceae. Gene Ontology annotation, cellular component: cytoplasm. Gene Ontology annotation, biological process: signal transduction; protein phosphorylation. The annotation marks the transcript as partial. The record is from RefSeq and is a predicted model, not a curated record. Gene Ontology annotation, molecular function: ATP binding; protein kinase activity.